Messenger RNA from Lobosporangium transversale, 1881 nucleotides. RefSeq lists its product as hypothetical. The transcript has a single exon. Bases 1 to 1881 code for a protein of 626 amino acids. The record is from RefSeq and is a predicted model, not a curated record. NCBI's taxonomy places the organism in Eukaryota, Fungi, Mortierellomycota, Mortierellomycetes, Mortierellales, Mortierellaceae.
AUGGCAGCAUUAUACUCGUCCAGUCCAGAGGAUCUUCCAGCACAGACGUUCCUCGAGAGAAAAAAACCGCUCCUGUUGCCUCGCCAGUCAACAAACGAUAUCCUUUCUUUCACCCACAUCAUUGCGGAUCGCCUUGCACCCGGUCAAAACAUCUGGGAUUUCUUUACUCCUCCAGACCCCUCAAUUCUGACACCAACAACAAAAGCACAGACCUCAUCUUCAUGUUCAGAUGAAGAUAUCAGUUCUAAAAAAAGAGGAACACCCACAACAGGAUCCCCCUCCUUGUCUCCUACAAAAAGUCAUAUUGAAACUCUCGCGUUGGACCUUACUCAAGCUGAUAAAGAGUUAAACAGUAGCACCAAUAGUACCAGUACCGAUGUCCAACCCUCUUCGCCAACAAUCACAUCAUCCUCCCUAUCCACAGAAACACUCUCCCCACCCGGGCCCACAAACCACACAGUAGAAGAUGACACCCCCAAGACUCAGAAGCGCCGAUCCUUUGCUCAGUCAUUUCGAGAUAGUAUGGCUAGUCUCACACAGUUGCUCACCCAAACCUCAACCAAUUCUUCUCGCUCCACUAAUUCCACUACAUCUCUUGAAUCCACAUCCGCCUCCUCAACGGAAACGACUUCAUCAAAUGCAUCGAGUACCAAACCAUUCAGUGUAGGAACAGAAGAAGAAGGAUCCGAAGCGCGACUAGCAUCACCUCAAUACAAUAUCCUAGUGCUAGGAUCUGAUUCUGCACCUUUGGCGAGUACGCUCUACAAGAUGUCGGGUCUCUUACCCGGUGCCACCAAGGUUCAUCACUAUCAAGAGAUUUCAGGUUUUUUUGUUGCUUACUUUAAUUCCUAUGACUCGUCCUCAGAAGGGCAAGAAGAAGAUGAAGAAGAAGAACAAAACAAAAGGUCAUCAGAAUCUAUGGCAGCAUCCGAAAUCUUGGGAAGGAAUGAUAUCAUCAGCACUUAUAGCUACCUCAUCAACAAAAACAACAACAGCAACAAAGAGCGUUCUGAAGAAGUCUUGCUCAGUGAUUCGUCUUCAACAGAUGGGGAAACCGAUAGUUGCUGUCACUCCGACACGGUCUCGAUCAUUUCAACAGACGCCACAUCCACCAAUACCCGAUUUUCCAAAGAAGGAUGUGACGAAUUCUGUAGCAUUGUUCAACCAGAACCGGAAGCUGAAUUGACUUCAGGACAAGUCCAAGAAGGAGUAGCAGAGCUACUUGGAUCCGAUGAUUACAAUAAUACCCAAGGACAACAGAAAGAGCAAAAUACCCAGCAAGACAACCAUUACGACCAAGAACUGAAAAAACCCUCCCCCAAUACCAACCUUUCAAUCCACGCAUUUUCACUUGACACGACUUGGCCCGUCCCAAGGACAUUGGCUCAACGGUUCUGGUUCCCGUUCGCGCAUGGAAUUGUAUAUAUUGUGGAUGCGACUCGCAAAAAUGACCCUCGAGGGAUCGAUCACUUGAUAAGAGCACGUCAGUUCUUGGCCUCCUUGAUCGCAGAUCCCCACUUUAGUCGCAAGGAUAUCCCAGUGGUGAUUUUUGCAAACAAGGCAGGCACGGAUCCAGAGACAUGCUACCGUCUAGAUGAGAUUGCAGAGAUCUUGGGAUGCGGGAAUUGGGACAUUCGACCCACCGAUCUUCAUGACAGUAAAAACAAUAACGCUGUAGACAAAAAGAAUGGUGAAAAAAGACGAAGCUCAUGGUCCGAAAAGAUCAAGUUGUCGACAUCAUCAUCAUCCACAUCCACAGCGGCUUCGACAGCAAAGACGCGACCUUGGUGCGUCAAGAGUACAAGGGCUGAUGGAAAUGGGGAUGGGAUCCGAGAAUCUAUUGAGUGGCUCAAGAGUCGCAUGGGCGAAACAUGGGCAUAG